Coniosporium apollinis CBS 100218 is the source of this 2346-nucleotide messenger RNA. RefSeq names its product anthranilate synthase component 2. The transcript is spliced from 2 exons. Gene Ontology annotation, biological process: L-tryptophan biosynthetic process. NCBI's taxonomy places the organism in Eukaryota, Fungi, Ascomycota, Dothideomycetes. The coding region runs from base 1 to 2346 and encodes 781 amino acids. Gene Ontology annotation, molecular function: phosphoribosylanthranilate isomerase activity; anthranilate synthase activity; indole-3-glycerol-phosphate synthase activity. The record is from RefSeq and is a predicted model, not a curated record. Gene Ontology annotation, cellular component: cytosol.
AUGCCCGCCCUGGACCUCGAGGACCACUCGCCGCACCACCCCUCCCCCGCCCAACCGGUACCUACAGCUUCGAAUCUGGUCCUAAUCGACAACUACGAUUCAUUCACCUGGAAUGUCUACCAAUACCUAGUGCUAGAGGGCGCCACGGUAACAGUGUACCGCAACGAUGAGAUCACCCUGGACCAGCUCAUCGACAAGAAGCCGACGCAGCUGGUCAUUAGCCCCGGGCCCGGACACCCAGAGACAGACGCGGGUAUAAGCAGGGAUGCCAUCAGACAUUUCAGCGGAAAGAUACCUGUGUUGGGCGUGUGUAUGGGAGAACAGUGCAUCUACGCCGUCUUCGGUGGCCGCGUAGACGUCACCGGCGAGAUCCUACACGGCAAGACCUCUCCGCUGCGCCACGAUGGGAAGGGAGUGUACGUCGGUAUACCGCAAGACAUACCGGUAACGCGGUACCACUCCCUGGCCGGCACCCACCCGACCCUGCCUGAGUGCUUGGAGGUGUCUUCUUGGAUAGCGACGGGUCCGGAUGGAGGCAAAGGUGUGAUCAUGGGCGUGCGCCACAAAGAGCUCCUGGUUGAAGGCGUGCAGUUCCACCCAGAGAGCAUUCUUACUCAGGAAGGCCGGACGAUGCUCAAGAACUUCCUGCGGAUGCAGGGCGGGACUUGGGUGGAGAAUGAGAGGCUAUCGAAGGAGGCCCAGAGCAGACCAAAUGGAACCAACGGAGCUGGUAGUGCGGAUUCGUACACCAACGGCACAUCAGAUCCAGGAAAGAAGCCCUCAAUCCUCGAGAAAAUCUACAACCACCGCAGGGCAGCCGUAGCCGCGCAAAAAGAAAUCCCCUCCCAACGCCCCAUAGACCUACAAGCAGCCUACGAUCUCGACCUCGCCCCGCCCCAAAUCAACUUCGCAGACCGCCUGAGGCAAUCGCCCUUCCGGCUUUCCCUAAUGGCCGAAAUCAAGCGCGCCUCGCCCUCCAAAGGCAUUAUUUCUCUAUCAACUUGCGCCCCUGCUCAAGCUCGCACGUACGCCCUCGCGGGCGCCAGCGUGAUCUCCGUCUUGACGGAACCUGAAUGGUUCAAGGGCAGCCUGGACGACCUAAAACUAGUCCGCCAGAGCCUAGACGGCAUGCCCAACCGGCCCGCGAUCCUCCGCAAAGAGUUUAUCUUCGACGAAUACCAGAUCCUCGAAGCGCGGCUCGCGGGCGCCGACACUGUUCUCCUGAUCGUCAAGAUGCUAGACGAAGCCACGCUCAAGCGGCUUUACCUGUACUCCCAAUCCCUCGGCAUGGAGCCACUAGUCGAGGUAAAUACGCCAGAGGAGAUGCGUAUUGCAGUCGACCUUGGGUCCAAGGUGAUAGGGGUCAAUAACCGCAAUCUUGCCAACUUUGAAGUGGACCUAGAGACCACGAGCCGACUGAUGGACAUCGUUCCUGAGGAGACGAUCGUGUGCGCUUUGAGCGGCAUCGCUGGAUCUAAAGAUGUGGAACCGUACGAGAAAAAUGGUGUCGGCGCUGUGCUUGUGGGCGAAGCCUUGAUGCGAGCUUCGAACACUACCCGGUUCAUCUCGCAACUCCUAGGACGGAAAAACCAGCCGCCAGAUUCCGGCAAGAGGAGCCGGCUGGCAGUUAAGAUCUGCGGCACUCGGAGCGCCGAGGCAGCAAAGGCCGCUAUUGAAGCAGGCGCAGACCUCAUUGGUAUGAUUCUAGUGAAGGGCAGGAAACGUUGUGUAUCAGAAGAAACAGCGCUACAGAUAUCUCUGACCGUACACUCAACCUCGAAACCCUACCAACCCCCCCAACUACGCACCAUCGCUCCCUCAAGCGAAGCAACAAGCUACUUCUCCCACACCUCCACCCACCACCUCUACCACCCCACCCGCGCGCUCCUUGUAGGCGUCUUCCAGAACCAGCCCCUCGACUAUAUCCUCUCGCAGCAGCGUCUCCUCGACCUCGACAUCAUCCAAUUCCACGGCUCAGAACCGCUCGAAUGGGCAAAGCUCGUCCCCGUCCCCGUGAUCCGCAGCUUCAAGCCUGGGGAAUCCGGCCUGGCGCUGACGGGAUAUCACGCAAUGCCCUUGCUAGAUUCCGGCGCCGGUGGGACGGGUCAGAAGCUCGAUCUUAGCGAGGUCAGGGCAGCGCUGGCGGGGGAUGAGGGGCUGAGAGUGUUUUUGGCUGGGGGGCUGAGUCCGGACAAUGUGCAGGCGGUUGUUCGAGAGCUUGGGGAUCUUAGCGACAGAGUGGCUGGGGUCGACGUGAGUAGUGGCGUCGAAGAAGAUGGGCAACAGAGCAUUGAGAGGAUUCGGGAGUUCAUCGCAGCUGCGAAGGGGGCACUGCCCGAUAGUUGA